AUGAGUGACGAGCAACGACCCUUGUCGACCAAAAAGGCGAAAGCGAAGAAAAAUAGAGGGCCCAGACUUAAAAUCCCCCUGCAAACUUCAAACCGAGAGCCGAACAGAACAGAUGGGUGGAUCCCCAAUGUGCAGGCGCCUCUAAUAUUUCCCGACGGCACUUCGCAGAAUGUUAAUGCUCGCGACCUCGUCGACAUCGAACACAUCGGCCAAGGGACCUUUGGCAUCGUCACUCGGUCAUUUCUCAGGACUCAUCCGGACUACGUCUUCGCUGUCAAGCACAUCACAUUUCAGGAUGACAAUAAUGAACAAAAAACAAUGAUGAAAGAUCUUGAAGUAAACAAAUCGACAAUAGAGUGUCCAUAUACAGUCAGCUAUCUGGGAGCGCUUUUCAAAGAGGGUGAAAUCCUGAUAUGCAUGGAACUGUGCGACAUGUCCCUCGACCUAUAUUAUAAAAAAGCCCAUCAAUACGAGCUCUGUGUCAAUGACUUUGUUCUAGCAUCUGUGGCGCAUGCUGUCCUAAACGCGAUAAAAUUUCUUCACGAAAAAAAGAUGAUGCACCGAGAUAUCAAGCCGUCGAACAUUCUCAUAAAGAAGCAGGAGAGCACGGUCUCGAUCCUCGUCUGCGACUUCGGCAUUGCCGGCAAUUUGGUGAAUUCGAUGGCUAAGACCAAUGUCGGCUGCAAGCCCUACAUGAGUCCUGAAAGAAUCAAGGCCGGAGAGGGGUAUACAUUCAAGUCAGACAUCUGGAGUCUGGGUGUUUCCCUCAUUGAGCUUGCCGACGGAAAACACCCCUUCACAAACGCUUCUACACAGUUCGAUAUUCUUAAAAUGGUCAUGGAGGACCCGCCUCCUGGCCUCGACCAAGAUGAUCGAUUCCCAGAGUCCUGCGCACAUUUCAUAUCGCUGUGCUUAAAGAAAGACCCCAUCGACCGGGCGCACUACGAACAACUGCUGGACCAUUGCUUUUUACGAGAGUGCAUGAACCCUCAGCAACUGUUUGAUCACUACGAAGAGCUGCAAAAAUGCAUCAACUCGGAAAAUAAUUCCAACCAAUCCUGA
Molecule: messenger RNA, 1062 nt
Organism: Oikopleura dioica
Lineage: Eukaryota; Metazoa; Chordata; Appendicularia; Copelata; Oikopleuridae
Source: the annotation of a GenBank genome assembly